Molecule: messenger RNA, 180 nt
Organism: Acaulospora morrowiae
Lineage: Eukaryota; Fungi; Glomeromycota; Glomeromycetes; Diversisporales; Acaulosporaceae
Source: the annotation of a GenBank genome assembly
AUGUCGUCUAUAUUUGUUGCAUUUUGUUUUAUUGAAAGUGUUACGCGAAAUGAAAAAGACAUAACCGGAAGUGCUCUCUAUAGAGAAGAUGGCGAUAAAGACAAUUUUAAAGAGAUUUUCUAUAGAGGAUAUAUCGAAAACCCUGAUAACUUGAUUCUUGAGUUCGGGAAAAACUCCAUG